AUGGAUCAGGCGCUUCCCCCCCCCUUCUUCCCCUCCCUCAACACCACAGACAUCCUCAAGUCCCCCCUGAUUAUCUUCGUGGUGGGUGGCCCAGGCUGUGGGAAAGGAACCCAGUGCAAGAACAUGGCCAUCAAAUAUGGCUUCAGCCAUGUGGGACUGGGCCAGCUUCUGAGGCAGGAAGCCCAAAAAAGCACCCAACAGGGCCGGCAGAUCCGUGACAUCAUGAUGAAGGGGCUUCUGGUGCCCACGGGUUUCAUCCUAGAUAUGGUCAGCGAUAACAUGCUGUCCCAGCCGCAGAGCCGGGGCUUCCUCAUUGAUGGCUUUCCCCGGGAGUUGAUGCAGGCUAAGGAGUUUGAGCGCAUUGUGGGCCGGGCCCCAGACAUGGUCAUCAUGUUUGACUGCUCUAUGGAGACCAUGGUGCAGCGGACAUUGCUCCAGAGCCAGGUGGAGCAGCGGGUAGACAACUCAGAGCUGGCCAUCCGCAAGCGCCUGGAGACACACUACACCCUAUGCCAGCCUGUCCUCACCUUCUACCAGCAGAAAAACCUGCUGCGAAAUAUCUUGGCAGAAGAGGCUCCAGAGAACAUUUUUGCCAAGUGCUGUUUGGUCAUUGACAGUUUGCAGUGA
Messenger RNA from Dipodomys ordii (Ord's kangaroo rat), 627 nucleotides. RefSeq names its product adenylate kinase isoenzyme 1. Gene Ontology annotation, biological process: nucleoside triphosphate biosynthetic process. Lineage: Eukaryota; Metazoa; Chordata; Mammalia; Rodentia; Heteromyidae. Gene Ontology annotation, cellular component: cytosol; cytoplasm. The coding region runs from base 1 to 627 and encodes 208 amino acids. The record is from RefSeq and is a predicted model, not a curated record. Gene Ontology annotation, molecular function: ATP binding; AMP kinase activity. The transcript is spliced from 4 exons.